Molecule: messenger RNA, 497 nt
Organism: Dentiscutata heterogama
Lineage: Eukaryota; Fungi; Glomeromycota; Glomeromycetes; Diversisporales; Gigasporaceae
Source: the annotation of a GenBank genome assembly
UCGCUAAAGAAUGCGUUUCAUAGUCCCUCAUCAUCGACUGCAGUAUCUCCUGUAGGAUCUCCAACUCGAACGACAAUUCAGCAAAGUCCCAUUCGUAACAUUAGUGUACCACCUUCACCGAGAGAAAAAUCACGUUCACUUUCUAUCGAUUCAAGAUCAACAGCAAUAUCUCGCCGUAAUUCAUCGGUACAAUUAAAAAGUGAUAAUAAUCUUAUAGGUAGUCACAGUGUUGCAACUCCAUAUCUUCAACCUCAAAAUGAUUAUAUACUAUGCCGUAUUUGUGAGGAAAUGAUUCCUAAUUAUGAAAUGACCGCACAUUCUGAAACUUGUGCCAUCACGACUGAAUAUGCAUUUAAAUUAAAAGAAUGUGAUGGUAGACUUAGUAGAUUAGUUGGCGAUGUUUCGAAACGAAAGGCUGAACUUAUAGAAAAAAACCCAUCUUUCCAAGAUUAUUAUAACAUAAAAGAUGCCGAAUUAAUGGAACAAAUCGGAUUAAA